AUGAAAAAACAUGUGAGAAUUCAUGCAGGUAAUAAGCCGUACAAAUGCGGAAUAUGCGGGAAGGGUUUUGCUCAGUCAUCGAAUAUGCGUACACAUGUAAAGAAGAUACACAAGGAGAGAAACGGAACAGUUGUUCUGCGUGAAGAAAAAUUUCUCUCAAUCACAAAAUAUGACAAUUCACGUGACGGUUCAUCACAAGGCCCAAAUCAGCUGCAUUGUAUGCGGUAA
Messenger RNA from Loa loa (African eye worm), 228 nucleotides. Its product is annotated as zinc finger protein. Bases 1 to 228 code for a protein of 75 amino acids. Gene Ontology annotation, cellular component: nucleus. The transcript has a single exon. Lineage: Eukaryota; Metazoa; Nematoda; Chromadorea; Rhabditida; Onchocercidae. The record is from RefSeq and is a predicted model, not a curated record. Gene Ontology annotation, biological process: regulation of transcription by RNA polymerase II. Gene Ontology annotation, molecular function: DNA-binding transcription factor activity, RNA polymerase II-specific; RNA polymerase II cis-regulatory region sequence-specific DNA binding.